AGUGACAUCCCGGGGUGGUGUCUGCAGCGGCCUGGUCCUGCCCUGGUCCAGUGAAGGGUCUCUGGGGCAGCAGGGACCAUGGCGGCCUCCAGGACAGCCCCUCGGUCUCCUCGGGACAUUGCCAAUGUGAUGCAAAGGCUGCAAGAUGAGCAAGAGCUAGUACAAAAACGCACUUUCACAAAAUGGAUCAACUCCCAUCUGGCCAAGCGGAAACCCCCACUGCUGGUAGAAGAUCUUUUUGAAGACAUGAAAGAUGGUGUUAAGCUCCUCGCUCUCCUGGAAGUCUUGUCUGGGCAGAAACUGCCCUGUGAACAGGGGCGCCGUAUGAAGCGGAUCCACGCCGUGGCCAACAUCGGCACCGCACUCAAGUUCCUCGAAGGAAGGAAGAUUAAACUAGUCAACAUUAACUCCACUGAUAUUGCUGAUGGCCGUCCCUCGAUAGUGCUUGGACUGGUGUGGACCAUCAUUCUCUAUUUCCAGAUUGAGGAGCUGACCAGCAACCUGCCGGAACUGGAGUCCUUGUCCAGCAGCACCUCCUCCGUGGACAGCACGGUCAGCUCGGAGACCGCCAGCCCCCCCAGCAAACGGAAGGUGGCCACCAGGACCCAAGGAAAUGCUAAGAAGGCUUUGUUAAAGUGGGCUCAGCACACAGCAGCCAAGCAGACUGGAAUAGAAAUAAAAGACUUUGGGCGGAGUUGGAGAAACGGAGUUGCCUUUCAUUCAGUCAUCCAUGCUAUUCGACCAGAGCUCGUGGACUUGGAGAGGGUGAAAGGAAGAUCUAACCGGGAAAACCUGGAGGAAGCUUUCACUCUUGCUGAAACGGAACUGGGGAUCCCCAGAUUACUAGAUCCCGAAGAUGUGGAUGUGGAUAAGCCAGAUGAGAAGUCUAUUAUGACCUAUGUAGCCCAGUUUCUGAAGCAGUAUCCUGACAUCCACAGUACAGGUGCUGAUGGGCUAGGGAGUGAUGAAAUAUUUCCAGAUUUCCUACUCUUUGCAAAUUCUAUCCAAAAUCUUAAGAGAGAAGACAGGCUAAUUCUGAAGGAAAUGAAAGUUUGGAUAGAACAAUUUGAAAGAGAUUUGACAAGGGCACAGAUGACAGAAUCCAAUUUGCAGGAUAAAUAUCAGUCAUUCAAGCACUUCAGGGUUCAAUAUGAAAUGAAAAGGAAACAAAUUGAACAUCUAAUGCAACCACUGCAAAGAGACGGUAAACUGUCACUUGACCAAGCAUUGGUAAAGCAGGCCUGGGAUAGAGUGUCCUCUCGGCUCUUUGAUUGGCAUAUACAGCUCGACAAAUCUCUUCCCGCACCUCUGGGCACUAUAGGUGCCUGGUUAUACAGAGCAGAGGUGGCCCUGCGGGAGGAAAUUAGCAUCCAGCAGGUCCACGAGGAAACGGCCGACACAAUACAGCGGAAGCGUGAGCAACACAAGGAUCUGCUUCAAAACACAGAUGCCCACAAAAGAGCCUUCCAUGAGAUCUACCGGACCAGGUCUGUGAAUGGAAUCCCGGUGCCACCUGAUCAAUUAGAGGACAUGGCCGAGAGGUUUCAUUUUGUUUCUUCCACAUCAGAACUACACUUGAUGAAAAUGGAAUUUCUAGAAUUAAAGUACCGUCUGCUCUCACUGCUGGUUCUUGCAGAGUCAAAGCUGAAAUCUUGGAUCAUCAAGUACGGGAGGAGAGACUCAGUGGAGCUGCUGCUGGAAAGCUACAUCGCUUUUAUAGAAAAUAGCAAGUUCUUUGAACAAUAUGAAGUGACAUAUCAGAUCUUGAAGCAGACAGCUGAGAUGUACGUCAAAGCCGAUGGUUCAGUGGAAGAGGCCGAGAACGUGAUGAAAUUCAUGAGCGAGACCACCGCCCAGUGGAGGAACCUCUCGGUGGAAGUGCGGAGCGUGCGGAGCAUGCUGGAGGAAGUGAUCGCUAACUGGGACCGAUAUGGCAGCACUGUGGCUACUCUGCAGGCCUGGCUGGAGGACGCUGAAAAAAUGCUGAAUCAAUCAGAACAUGCCAAAAAGGACUUUUUUCGAAAUUUGCCUCACUGGAUACAGCAACACACUGCCAUGAAUGAUGCCGGCAAUUUUCUAAUUGAAACGUGUGAUGAGGUGGUUUCCCGUGACCUCAAGCAGCAGUUGUUAUUGCUCAAUGGGCGAUGGAGGGAGCUGUUUAUGGAAGUCAAGCAAUAUGCGCGAGCUGAUGAGAUGGACAGAAUGGAGAAAGAAUACACAGACUGUGUGGCCGCCCUUUCGGAUUUCACAACUGAAGCCCUUAGGAAGCUUUCUGAACCCUUGGAAGUCUCUUUUAUUAAUGUCAAGUUAUUAAUUCAGGACUUGGAGGACAUCGAGCAGAGGAUACCUGUGAUGGAUGCUCAGUACAAGAUAAUCACCAAGACGGCGCACCUCAUUACCAAAGAGAGCUCCCAAGAAACAGCGAAUGAAAUGUUGGCAACCAUGUCGGGGCUCAAAGAGCAGCUGACCAAGGUCAAAGAACGUUACUCCCCGCUCCUCUAUGAGUCUCAGCAGCUGUCAACACCUCUGGAGGAACUGGAAAAGCAGAUGACGUCCUUCUAUGACUCACUUGGCAAAAUCAGUGAAAUUAUAACAGUUCUUGAGCACGAGGCGCAAUCUAGUGCUCUUUUUAAACAAAAACAUCAGGAACUGCUGGCUUGUCAGGAAAGCUGUAAGAAAACCAUGGCGCAAAUUGAGAAAGGCAGUCAAAACGUUCAGAAGUUUGUGACCUUGAGCCACGUGUUGAAGCAUUUUGAUCAGACGAAGCUGCUGAGACAGACAGCAGAGGUUCAAGUUGCCUUUCAGAAUAUGGUAAAGAAAACUGGAGACUGGAAGAAACACGUGGAAACCAACAGCCGCUUGAUGGAGAAAUUUGAGGAGUCCCGGGCAGAGCUGGAGAAGGUGCUCCGGAUGGCGCAGGAGGGCCUGGAGGAGAAGGGGGAUCCCGAAGACCUCCUGAGGCGACACACUGAGUUCUACAGUCAGCUGGACCAGCGGGUGCUCAACGCUUUCCUGAAAGCCUGCGACGAGCUCACCGACAUCCUGCCUGAGCAGGAGCAGCAGGGCCUGCAGGAGGCGGUCAGGAAGCUCCACAAGCAGUGGAAGGAUCUUCAAGGAGAAGCCCCAUAUCAUUUGCUUCAUCUGAAGAUCGAGGUGGAAAAGAGAAAGUUUCUGGGCUGCAUAGAAGAGUGCAGAGCUGAGCUGGACCGCGAGACCGCGCUGGCGCCCCAGGAAGGCAGUGAGAAGAUGAUCAAGGAGCACAGGAUCUUCUUCAGUGACAAAGGGCCGCAUCACCUCUGUGAGAAAAGGCUGCAGCUCAUUGAGGAGCUGUGUCUGAAGCUCCCAGUCCGGGACCCAGUCCGGGACACACCUGCAACCUGCCAGGCGACUCUGCGAGAGCUCCGAGCUGCCGUGGAGGCCACCUACGCGAAGCUGGUGGAGGACCCCGACAAGUGGAAGGACUAUGCCGGCAGAGUUUCUGAGCUCUCAUCAUGGAUCUCUGCAAAGGAGACACAACUGAAAGGGAUUAAGGACGAGACCAUCGAUGCUGCCAACCACGGGGAGGUGACACGGGUUGUAGCGGAGAUAAGAAAUGGAGUUACCCAAAAAGGGGAAACUCUCAGCUGGCUGAAAUCCAGGCUUAAAGUCUUGCUUGAAGUUUCAUCUGAGAAAGAAGCCCAAAAGCAGGGAGAUGAGCUGGCAAAAUUGUCUGGGUCCUUCAAGGCUCUCACAACUUUGCUGUCAGAGGUUGAAAAGAUGUUAACCGAUUUUGGGGACUGUGUCCAGUACAAAGAAAUAGUCAAGAGUUCCCUGGAAGAGUUAAUUUCUGGUUCUAAGGACGCCGAGGAGCAAGCUGAGGAGAUCCUGGACGCCGAGAGCCUGUUUGAAGCGCAGCAGCUCCUCCUUCGUUGCCAGCAAAAGACCAAGGGGAUCUCCGCAAAGAAGAGGGACGUGCGGCAGCAGAUGGCACAGGCUGGGCAGGGAGAAGGUGGGCUGCCCGGCCAAGUGCAGGAGGAGCUGCGGAAGCUGGAGGGCACCCUGGCCGGCCUGGAGCACAGCAGGGAGAAGCAGGAACGCCGCAUCCAGGUCACAUUAAGAAAAUGGGAGCGAUUUGAAACCAACAAAGAGACAGUGGUCAGAUACCUUUUUCAAACAGGCUCCAGCCAUGAGCGCUUCUUGAGCUUUAGCAGUUUGGAAAGUUUAUCUUCAGAAUUGGAACAGACAAAGGAGUUUUCCAAGCGAACAGAGGACAUCGCGGUCCAGGCUGAGAAUCUUGUGAAGGAAGCUUCAGAGAUACCGCUCGGGCCCAAGAAUAAGCGGCUGCUUCAGCAGCAGGCCAAGUCCAUCAAAGAGCAAGUCACAAAAUUAGAAGCCACACUCGAAGAAGAUAUUAAAACCAUGGAAAUGGUGAAAAACAAGUGGGAUCAUUUUGGCAAUAAUUUUGAGACCCUGUCCGUCUGGAUAACUGAGAAAGAAAAAGAACUCGAUGCCUUGGAGACGUCGCCAUCUGCCAUGGACAUGCAAAUCAGCCAAAUUAAGGUCACAAUUCAGGAAAUAGAAAGUAAGGUCGGCAGCAUCACAGAACUAGAAGAAGCAGCUCAGUCUUUUGCCCAGUUUAUUACCACGGGAGAAUCUGCUCGAAUCAAAGCCAAGUUGACACAACUAAGAAGAUACUGGGAAGAGCUUCGAGAGCACGCCCAGGGUCUGGAGGGAACGAUCCUGGCACAUUUAUCUCAGCAGCAGAAGUUUGAAGAGAAUCUUAGACAGAUCCAGCAGUCUGUGUCUGAAUUUGAAGAUAAACUUGCUGAUCCAAUUAAAAUAUGUUCGUCAGCUACAGAAACAUAUAAAGCUCUCCAAGAACAUAUGGAUCUCUGCCAGGCCCUGGAGUCGCUGGCCGGCGCCUUGGCCGCCCUCUCGGCCUGUGCCCAGAAGGUCGCGGGCAGGGAUUGCUGUGCCCAGGAGGCCGCAGCCCUGCAGCAGAGCUACGAGGGGCUGCGCGGCCGGGCGAAGGACAGACAGGCGGCGCUGGAGCAGCUGCUGGCGCACUGGCAGAGGCUGGAGAAAGAACUGUCGAGCUUUUUGACCUGGUUGGAGCGGUGCGAGGCCAUCGCCAGUUCCCCAGAAACGGACACUGCUGCCGACAGAGCCAAGGCGGAGAGUGAACUGCAGCUGCUACAGGCUCUGCAAAGUGAAGUUGUGUCCCAGGCCUCAAUCUACAGCAACCUUUUGCAGUUGAAGGAAUCACUAUUCUCAGUGGCCACCAAAGAUGAUGUGAAGAUGAUGAAGCUGCAUUUGGAACAGCUGGAUGAGAGAUGGAGCGUUUUGCCACAGAUACUUAGCAAAAGGAUUCAUUUUCUCCAGUCUGUGGUCGCCGAACACCAGCAGUUUGAUGAACUGCUGCUUUCCUUUUCUGUCUGGAUUAAGCAGUUUCUGGGUGAAUUACAAACCACUUCUGAGAUAAGCUUAAUGGACCACCAGGCAGCUUUAACACGGCACAAGGACCACGCAGCAGAAGUCGAAAGCAAAAGCGGGGAAUUACAAAGUCUGCAGGGGCACCUCACAAAGCUGGGUGCUCUGGGUCGAGCCGAGGACCGUCACCUCCUGCAAGGCAGAGCGGAUGACUGCUUCCAGCUGUUUGAGGAGGCCCGCCAGGUGGUGGCGAAGCGGCAGCUGGCCCUGUCCCAGUUGGCCGGAUUCCUGCAGAGCCACACCUCUCUGUCAGAGGCUCUCCACCGACUGAGGCAAACGGUGGAAGCCACCGACAGCAUGAAUAAGAAACAGACUGAUUUGUUAGAAAAGGAAUUAAGUGAUGUUAUUCGCGAUGUGAAAACGUUAGAAUCUGCUGCCAUCGGUCUGGACGGCAUUCUUACCAAAGCCCAAUACCAUCUGAAAUGUGGAAGUCCUGAGCACAGGACUUCCUGCAGAGCUACAGCUGAUCACCUUUGCUUGGAAUUAGAGAGGAUCCAGAACCUUCUGGGAACAAAGCAGAGUGAGGCCGAUGCCCUGGCAGCAUUGAAAAGAGCAUUCCAAGACCAGAAAGAGGAGCUGCUGAAAAGCAUCGAGGACAUCGAGGAGAGGACCGACAGAGAGCGUUUGAAAGAGCCCACCCGCCAAGCGCUUCAACAGAGGUUGAGAGUCUUCAAUCAGUUAGAAGAUGAGCUGAAUUCCCAUGAGCAUGAACUGUGUUGGCUGAAAGACAAAGCUAAGCAGAUUGCUCAGAAGGAUGUAGCCUCUGCGCCUGAAGUGGACAGGGAGAUAAAUCGCUUAGAGGUCACCUGGGAUGAUACCAAAAAGCUGAUUCAUGAAAACCAGGGUCAAUGCUGUGGGCUUAUCGACUUAAUGAGAGAAUAUCAGAGCUUGAAGUCAGCUGUAUUGAAAAUUCUAGAAAAUGCCAGCAAUGUGAUUGUAACGAGAACGACCAUAAAAGAUGAGGAGGAUCUUAAAUGGGCUUUAUCCAAGCAUGAAACUGCCAGGAAUGAAAUGUGUAAUGAGCAGAAAGAAUUGGAUAACUUUACCAGUAAAGGAAAACAGUUGUUAUCUGAGCUGAAAAAAAUUCACAGCGGUGAUUUCAUCUUGGUGAAAACGGACAUGGAGAGCACUGUGGACAGAUGGCUGGAUGUGUCAGAGAGAAUUGAGGAAAACAUAGACAGGCUGAAGGUGAGCCUGUCCCUGUGGGCCGAUGUCCUCUCAAGUAAGGAAGAGAUUGAAGGGUGGUCCAGCAGUUCCGUGCCACAGCUGGCGGAGCGCGUCAGCAACCUGGGCGACAGCCUCAGGGCCGAGGGGCUCCUGAAGGAGCUCGAGUCUGAAGUCAAAAACAAAGCCUUGAAAUUGGAAGACCUUCAUUCUAAAGUUAAUGAUCUAAAAGAAUUAACUAAAAAUCCGGAAACACCGCCAGACCUCCAGUUUAUAGAAGCAGACCUGAGGCAGAAACUGGAGCAUGCCAAAGAAAUCACUGAAGAAGCAAAAGGAACUCUGAAAGAUUUCCGGGCUCAGAGUACGCAAGUGGAGAACUUUGUUAACGACAUCACAGCCUGGCUGACAAAACUAGAAGAAUCCUUAGAGAACUGUGCCCAGACGGAGACGUGUGAAGGGCUGAAGAAGGUAAAGGAAAUACAAAAGGAACUUCAAAGCCAGCAAAGCAACAUCAGUUCCACCCAAGAAAACCUCAAUAGCUUGUGUCGCAAGUACCACUCGGCGGAGCUGGAGCGCCUGGGUGGCGCCCUGACCGGGCUGACGAAGAAGCAUGAAGCUGCCAGCCAGCUGUGCUCCAGAGCGCAGGCCGCCCUUCAGGAGUCCCUGGAAAAACACUUCCAUGAGUCCAUGCAGGAGUUCCAGGAAUGGUUCUCUGGAAUAAAGGCAGCAGCAAAAGAAUCAUCAGACAGAACUGGUGACAGCAAAGUUCUGGAGGCGAAGCUCCGUGACCUUCAGAGCAUUUUGGACUCGGUCAGUGACGGACAGAGCAAGCUUGAUGCGGUGACUCAGGAAGGACAAACUCUGUAUGCACAUCUGCCCAAACAAAUUGUCAGUAGCAUUCAGGAGCAGAUUACAAAGGCCAAUGAAGAGUUUCAGGCAUUUCUGAAACAAUGCCUCAAAGACAAACAGGCUCUUCAAGACUGUGCUUUGGAACUUGGGAGCUUUGAAGAUCAGCACAGAAAACUGAACUUAUGGAUCCAUGAAAUGAAUGAGAGGUUAAGCUCAGAAAACUCAGGAGAGAGUAAACAGUACAUUACUGAAAAGAAAAACGAAGUUCAUAGAAUUGAAAUGUUUCUGGGUGAACUACUGGCUGCCAGAGAGUCUCUAGACAAGCUCUCCCAGCGAGGGCAGCUGCUCAGCGAGGAAGGCCACGGUGCAGGGAAAGAAGGGCGCCUGUGCUCGCAGCUGCUCACCAACUACCAGGGCUUGGUCAGGAUGACCAAGGAGAAGCUGCGGGGCUUCCAGGUGGCCCUGCAGGAGCACGAAGCACUGGAGGAAGCCCUGCAGAGCAUGUGGGCCUGGGUGAGGGGCGUGCAGGACAAGCUGGCCUGUGCAGACAGCACCGUGGGAAGCAGAGACACCCUGGAAAAACGGCUGUUACAGAUACAGGAUAUUCUCCUGAUGCGAGGUGAGGGAGAAGUGAAGUUGAAUAUGGCCAUUGGCAAAGGGGAACAGGCCUUGAGAAGUAGCAACGAAGAUGGUCAGAAGGCGAUUCAGACCCAGCUACAGACCCUCACAGAUGUGUGGGCCAACAUCAUGACCUCCUCCGUCAAUGCCCAGAGCACUUUAGAGUCUGUGAUUAGCCAAUGGAAUGACUACCUAGAGUGUAAAAACCAGUUGGAGCAGUGGAUGGAAUCAGUGGAUCAAAAAGUAGAGCAUCCCCUGAAACCACAGCCAGGGCUGAAAGAGAAGUUCUCCCUUCUGGACCACUUUCAGUCCAUUGUCUCCGAGGGAGAGGAUCACACCGAAGCCCUAAACCGCCUCACUGCCAAGUCCAGGGAGCUCUACCAGAAGACUGAGGAUGCGACUUUCAGGGAAGCAGCUCAAGAGGAACUGAAAACACAGUUUAACGAUAUAAUGACUGUUGCCAAGGACAAAAUGAGGAAAGUGGAGGAGAUCGUGAAGGACCACCUGAUGUAUCUGGAUGCCGUGCAGGAAUUCACCGACUGGCUCCAUUCGGCAAAGGAGGAGCUUCACCGGUGGUCAGAUAUGUCUGGAGACUCAUCAGCCACCCAGAAAAAGUUGUCUAAGAUCAAGGCGCUGAUGGAUUCCAGAGAGACCGGGGCAGGCCGCCUGAGCAGAGUGGAGUGUCUGGCUCCCGCAGUGAAACACAACACAACGGCCGGCGGGAGUGAGCUCAUGGACACGGAGAUGCAGGCCCUGCGGGCCGACUGGAAGCAGUGGGAAGACAGCGUGUUCCAGGCGCACAGCAGCCUGGAGAACCUGGUCAGCCAGAUGGCCCUUUCGGAGCAGGAGUUCUCAGGCCAAGUGGCCGAGCUGGAGCAGGCCCUGGGGCAGUUCAGCACCCUUCUGACAACGUGGGCUCAGCAGUUAGCCCUCCUGGAAGGCAAGAACACAGACAAGGAGGUCGCGGAGUGCUGGGCCAAGGGACGGGAGAUACUGGACGCUCUACAAAAAGCAGAGCCUAAGACAGAGGAUCUCAAGUCUCAGCUGAAUGAACUUUGUCGAUUUUCCAGAGACCUGAGUCCAUACAGUGGAAAAGUUUCUGCCUUGAUUAAAGAGUAUAAUUGUCUGUGUUUGCAAGCAUCCAAGAGCUGUCAGAAUAAAGAACAGAUAUUACAGCAGAGAUUUCGAAGAGCCUUCAAGGAUUUCCAGCAGUGGUUGGUUAAUGCAAAAAUCACCACUGCCAAAUGCUUUGAUAUACCUCAAAAUAUUAGUGAAGUUUCAACAAGUCUUCAGAAGAUACAGGAGUUUUCAUCAGAAAGUGAAAAUGGACAGCACAAGCUAAACAUGAUGCUGUCUAAAGGGGAACUUUUGAGUUCUCUGUUGACCAAAGAGAAAGCUAAUGGCAUCCAGGCCAAAAUUACAAAUGCAAAAGAAGACUGGAAAAAUUUUCAUUCAAAUCUCCACCAAAAGGAAUCUACCCUAGAGAAUCUGAAGAUCCAAAUGAAGGACUUUGAAGUCAGCGCGGAGCCUGUGCAGGACUGGCUGAGCAAGACUGAGAAGAUGGUGCACGAGAGCAGCAGCCGCCUGUACGACCUGCCCGCAAAGAGGAGGGAGCAGCAGAAGCUCCAGUCUGUCCUUGAGGAAAUAAACUGCUACGAGCCUCAGCUCAACAGGCUAAAAGAGAAAGCUCAGCAGCUGUGGGAAGGACAAGCUGCCAGCAAGAGCUUUGUGCACAGAGUGUCGCAGCUGUCUGCUCAGUAUCUAGCGCUAAGCAAUGUAACGAAGGAGAAAGUGUCAAGACUGGACAGAAUUGUUGCAGAACACAAUCAGUUCUCCCUUGGCGUGAAAGAGCUGCAAGACUGGAUGACAGACGUGGUUCACAUGCUCGACUCUUACUCCCACCCGACAUCUGACAAAAGCGUGCUGGACAGCAGGAUGCUCAAGCUGGAGGCUCUGUUAUCGGUGAAACAGGAGAAGGAGAUCCAGCUGAAAAUGAUAGUCACCAGAGGGGAAUCUGUCCUCCAGAGCACUGCCCCAGAAGGCAUCCCUGCCCUCCAGCAGCAGCUGCAGAGUGUGAAGGACAUGUGGGCUUCCCUUUUGUCUGCAGUGAUCCGUUGCAAAAGCCAACUGGAAGGAGCCCUGUCUAAGUGGACAAGUUACCAGGAUGACGUCCGGCAGUUUUCCGGCUGGAUGGACGGCGUGGAAGCCGGCCUGAAUGAGUGGGAGAGGCCGUGCGCGGAGCUGCGGGGCAAGACGGCCGCUCUCGGGAAGGCCAAGUUAUUAACUGAAGAAGUGCUGAGCCACAGCAGCCUGCUGGAAACCAUUGAGAUCAAAGGGGCCAGCAUGACAGAGCACUAUGUCACCCAGUUAGAGCUCCAGGAUCUGCAGGAGCGAUACAGAGCCAUCAGGGAGAGGGCCAAGGAGGCGGUGACAAAGUCUGAGAAACGGGUUCGCCUGCACCAAGAGUACCAGAGAGACCUCAAGGCAUUUGAGGUUUGGCUGGGGCAAGAGCUAGAAAAGCUGGAGCAGCACUCAGUUCUUCAAGGUGAUACCCACGCUCACGAAACCACAUUGCGGGGUCUUCAGGAGCUGCAGGUUCGCUGCGCCGAGGGCCAGGCGCUGCUCAACUCAGCGCUGCACACCCGGGAGGAAGUGAUCCCGUCGGGCAUCCCCCAGACGGAGGACCGGGCCUUGGAGUCCCUCCGGCAGGACUGGCAGGCGUACCAGCAGAGGCUGUCCGAGACCCGGACUCAGUUCAACAGUGUCGUCAACAAACUGAGGCUGAUGGAGCAGAAGUUUCAGCAAGUAGACGACUGGCUGCAAACGCUGGAUGAGAAAGUGCGUCUCAGGACCGGGCGCCAGUCUAACCGGGCAGCCAAGGAGACGCAGUUACAUCAGAUGAAGAAGUGGCACGAGGAAAUCACCACGUACAGAGACGAAGUGGAGGACGUGGGAGCCAGAGCCCAGGAGAUCCUGGACGAGCGCCACGUGAGCAGCCGCCUGGGCUGCCAGGCCACCCAGCUGACGUCCAGAUACCAGACCCUUCUUCUCCAAGUGCUGGAACAAAUAAAAUUCCUGGAAGAAGAGAUCCAGAGUUUGGAGGAAGCAGAAUCAUCCCUAAGUUCCUACUCUCAUUGGUACAGCUCUACUUAUAAAAACUUCAAGAAUGUGGCUGCCAAAAUUGAUAAAGUAGAUAAAGCGAUGAUGGGGAAAAAAAUGAAGACAUUGGAGGGAUUGCUAAAAGACAUGGAGAAAGGCCACAGUUUGCUGAAAUCGGCCCGGGAGAAAGGAGAGAGGGCACUGGCCUUCUUGGAGGACAGCGAGGCAGACACUUUAAGAAACGAGAUCCACGGUCACGUGGAGCAGUUGAACGAGCUGACCAGCACUGUUCGGAAAGAGCACAUGACUCUGGAGAAAGGCCUCCACUUAGCCAAGGAAUUCUCAGAUAAAUACAAAGCACUUACGCAGUGGAUAGAGGAAUAUCAAGAAAUCCUACAGGCUCCUGAAGAGCCCAAAAUGGAGUUAUAUGAGAAGAAAGCUCAGUUAUCUAAAUACAAGUCACUUCAACAAAUAGUGCUGUCCCACGAGCCAUCAGUGAAAUCGGUGAGAGAGAAAGGAGAUGCUCUUCUGGAACUGGUGCAGGAUGCUACUUUGAAGGACAAGAUAGAGAAGCUUCAGAGUGAUUAUCAGGGCCUCUGCAGCGCAGGAAAGGAGCAUGUUCACAGUCUCGAGGUGAAGGUCAAAGACCAUGAAGAUUACAACAGUGAGCUCCAGGAAGUAGAAAAGUGGCUGCUGCAGAUGUCAGGCAGGCUGGUGGCACCUGACCUCAUGGAGACGAGCAGCCUAGAGACAAUCACCCAGCAACUGGCCCACCACAAGGCAAUGAUGGAAGAAAUUGCUGGUUUUGAAGACCGUCUGAACAACCUGAAAGUCAAAGGCGACAAUUUGAUCAGCCAAUGCGCAGAGCACCUCCAAGCAAAACUUAAACAAAAUGUGCACGCGCGUCUGCAGGGCACAAAGGAUAGUUACUCUGCAAUCUGCAGUGCAGCCCAGAGGGUGUACCAGAGUUUGGAACAUGAACUUCAGAGGCAUGUCAGUCGCCAAGACACUCUGCAGCAAUGCCAGGCCUGGCUCUCUGCCGUCCAACCAGAUGUAAAGCCAAGCCCCCUGCCACCUCUGAGCAGGGCAGAAGCCAUGAAGCAGGUCAAACACUUCAGAGCUUUGCAGAAGCAGGCAAGGACCUACUUGGAUCUCCUUUGCUCCAUGUGCGACUUGUCCAACUCUUCAGUGAAAACCACAGCCAAGGAUAUUCAACAAACAGAGCAAAUGAUUGAGCAGAGGCUUGCCCAGGCACAGGACUUAACGCAGGGCUGGGAAGAGGUCAAGCACAUGAAGGCUGAGCUUUGGAUUUACCUCCAGGACGCCGAUCAGCAACUGCAGAAUAUGAAGCGGAGGCACUCAGAACUGGAGCUCAAUAUUGCACAGAACAUGGUUUCCCAAGUAAAGGAUUUUGUUAAGAAGCUGCAGUGUAAGCAGGCGUCGGUGACGGCUAUUACGGAAAAGGUGGAUGCGCUAACCAGGGAGCAGGAGUCUCCUGAGCACAAGGAAAUAAGUCACCUGAACGACCAGUGGCAGGAUCUGUGCCUUCAGUCCAACAACCUGUGCUUGCAAAGGGAAGAAGACCUUCAGAGGACAAGAGAUUACCAUGACUGCAUGAGUGUCGUCGAGGUGUUCUUGGAAAAGUUUACUACAGAGUGGGAUAACUUAGCCAGAUCCGAUGCAGAGAGCACCGCUGUCCACCUGGAAGCUUUGAAAAAGCUGGCGUUGGCUUUGCAGGAGAGAAAGCAGGCCGUUGAAGAUCUGAAAGACAAAAAGCAGAAAAUGAUAGAGCAUCUGAAUCUAGAUGACAGAGAAUUAGUCAAAGAACAGACGAGUCACCUCGAACAGCGCUGGUUUCAGCUGGAGGACCUUGUUAAAAGGAAAAUCCAAGUGUCGGUCACCAACCUGGAGGAGUUGGAUGCGGUGCGGGCCAGGUUUCAGGAGCUGAUGGAGUGGGCGGAAGAGCAGCAGCCCAACGUUGCCGAAGCCCUCCAGCAGAGCCCCCCGCCCGAUGUGGCUCCAAACCAACUCAUGGAUCACCUCGCCAUUUGCAGUGACCUGGAGGCCAAGCAGAUGCUCCUGAAGUCACUCACGAAGGACGCGGACAGGGUGAUGGCAGAUCUUGGCCUGAACGAGCGGCAGGUCAUCCAGAGGGCGCUCUCCGAUGCGCAAAGGCACGUGAACUGCCUCAGCGACUUAGUGGGCCAGAGACGAAAGUACUUGAACAAGACCUUGUCGGAGAAAACCCAGUUUCUCAUGGCCGUGUUCCAGGCGACCAGCCAAAUCCAGCAGCACGAGCGGAAGAUAACGUUCCGUGAGCACAUCUGCCUGUUCCCCGAUGACGUGAGCAAGCAAGUUAAAACGUGCAAGAGCGCUCAGGCCAGCCUCAAGACGUACCAGAGCGAGGUCAGCGGACUCUGGGCCCAGGGCCGGGACCUAAUGAAGGGAGCCACAGAGCAGGAGAAGGGCGAAGUCCUGGGUAAGCUCCAGGAGUUGCAGAGUGUCUACGACACUGUCUUACAGAAGUGCAGCCACAGGCUACAAGAACUGGAGAAAAAUUUAGUUUCUAGGAAGCAUUUUAAGGAGGAUUUUGAUAAAGCCUGUCACUGGCUGAAACAAGCAGAUAUUGUUACAUUUCCUGAAAUCAACCUAAUGAAUGAGAGCUCAGAGCUUCAGACACAGCUAGCCAAAUACCAGCACAUUCUUGAGCAGUCUCCAGAAUAUGAAAAUCUCCUACUCACACUCCAGAGGACGGGGCAGGCCAUCUUGCCGUCGCUGAACGAAGUCGACCACUCCUACCUCAAUGAGAAGCUCAACGCCCUGCCCCUGCAAUUUAACGUCAUUGUUGCCUUGGCCAAAGACAAGUUCUACAAGAUCCAAGAAGCAAUCCUCGCUCGGAAGGAAUACGCCUCCUUGAUUGAGUUGACCACCCAGUCCCUGAGUGACCUCGAAGACCAGUUCUUAAAGAUGAGCCAAGUCCCCGCCGCCCUGAGGGUGGAGGAGGCUCUGUGUCUUCAGGAUGGUUGCAGGGCUCUCCUGGGAGAGGUGACAGGCCUCGGGGAAGCCGUGGAUGAACUGAACCAGAAGAAAGAAAGUUUUCGCAGCACAGGGCAGCCUUGGCAGCCAGACAGGAUGCUGCAGCUUGUGACCUCGUACCACAGGCUGAAGCGACAAAUGGAGCAAAGGGUUAGCUUAUUAGAGGACACCACCAGCGCUUACCAAGAACACGAGACAAUGUGCCACCAGCUGCAGAAACAGCUGGAGGCUGCGAGAGCAGAGCAGUCCAAAGUAAAUGAGGAGACGCUUUCCCCAGAGGACAAGCUCAAGCUGUAUCACGCCCUGGCCGGAAGCCUUCAGGACGCAGGGAUCCUGCUGAAACGAGUGACCAUGCAUCUUGAAGAUCUUGUUCCACACCUGGACCCCUCAGCUUACGAGAAAGCCAAGCACCAGAUCCAGUCCUGGCAGGAGGACUUAAAGCUGUUGACUUCGGCCAUUGGUGCGACAGUGACAGAGUGCGAGAGCCGCAUGGUGCAGAGCAUAGACUUCCAGACAGAGCUGAGCCGCUCCUUGCACUGGCUGAGGAGCGUGAAGACAGAGCUGAGUGGGCCCGUGAGCCUGGACCUGAACCUCCGGGACAUCCAGGAGGAGAUCAGGAAGGUGCAGAUUCAUCAGGAAGAGGUGCAGUCCAGCCUGCGGAUAAUGAAUGCCCUGAGCGUCAAGGAGAAGGAGGAGUCCGCGAAAGCCAAGGAGCUCAUUCCCGCCGACCUGCAGCAGUCCCUGGCCGAACUUGCGGAGCUGGACGGGGCCAUUCAGGAGGCUCUGCGCGCCAGACAGGCUACAUUGACUCAAAUAUAUAGUCAAUGUCAAAGGUACUAUCAAGUGUUUCAAGCAGCGAGCGACUGGCUUGAGGAUGCCCAUGAAAUGCUACAGCUGGCAGGCAACGGCCUCGACGUGGAGAGUGCAGAGGAAAAUCUCAAAAGCCACACAGAAUUUUUUAGUGCAGAGGAUCAGUUCCAGAGUAACCUGGAGGAGCUCCGAGGCCUGGUAGCCAACCUGGACCCACUCAUCAAGUCAACUGCAAAAGAGGACCUAGCUCAGAAGAUGACUUCCCUGGAGGAGAAGAGCCGAAGGAUAAUCCAGGACUCACACACCCAGUUAGAGCUCUUGCAGAGGUGUGCAGCUCAGUGGCAGGAUUACCAGAAAGCAAGGGAAGAGGUUAUCGAACUGAUGAAUGAUGCAGAAAAGAAAUUGUCUGGAUUUUCUUUGUUGAAGACGUCUUCCAGUCAUGAAGCAGGAGAAAAAUUGUCAGAACACAAGGCUUUAGUGUCAUUGGUUCAUUCUUUCCACGAGAAAAUUGUGGCCCUAGAGGGUAAAGUUUCACAGCUGGAAAAAGUUGGAAACGACGCAAGCAAAGCAACCAUAGGCAGGUCGAUGACCACAGUCUGGCAGCGCUGGGCCCGGCUCCGGGCUGUGGCCCAGGACCAGGAGAAGAUCCUGGAAGAUGCAGUGGAUGAGUGGAAGAAUUUCAACAAUAAGGUUAUAAAAGCCACCGAAAUGAUUGAUCAGCUGCAAGAUAAAUUACCGGGAUGUUCAGCAGAGAAAGCCUCCCAUGCAGAACUCUUAACUCUGCUGGAACAUCAUGACACAUUCACCCUGGAGCUGGAACAGCAGCAGUCGGCCCUGGGCAUGCUGAGGCAGCAAGCGCUGAGCAUGCUCCCGGACGGGGCCACGCCAUCCCCUGGGGAAGAGCCACCUGUUAUGCGGGAAAUCACAGCCCUGCAAGACCGGUGCCUGAGCCUGCAGGAGGAGGUGAGGCGCAGCGGGAAGCUGCUGAAGCAGGAGCUGAAGGACCGGGAUGCGGUGGAGACUCACAUCAAUUCUGUGAAAUCGUGGGUUCGGGAAACAAAGGAAUAUUUGGGGAAUCCAACAAUAGAAAUAGAUGCCCAACUUGAAGAACUUCAGAUGCUCCUAACAGAAGCCACAAACCACCGACAGAACAUGGAGAAAGUAGCUGAAGAGCAGAAGAGCCGGUACCUGGGUCGGUACGCGGUCCUGCCCUCCGAGCUCUCCCUGCAGCUGGCGGAGGCGGCUCUGCAGCUGGGAACCGUGCACGACCAGAUCCAAGACAAAGUAAAACAAGCUGAACAGAGCAAGGCCACGAGCCAAGAAUUCGGCCGGCAAAUUCAGAAGAUCACCAAAGAUCUCACAGCUAUUCUAACUAAGCUGAGAGCAAAGACAGAUAACUUAGUUCAAGCAAAAACUGACCAAAAGGAGCUCGGGGAGGAAUUAGAUGCCUGUAAUUUAAAGUUGGUGGAACUGGAUGAAGCAGUACAGAAGUUCUCGGAACAGAAUGGCCAACUGGGGAGACCACUGACCAAGAAGAUAGGAAAACUGACCGAACUUCACCUGCAGACUGUUAGACAGGCUGAGAAUCGGUUCUCGAAGCUCAGUCAGGCAUCAUCACAUUUAGAAGAAUGCAGUGAAAUGCUUGAAUUGAUUUUGAAGUGGAUUGACAAAGCUAAAAUCUUGGUACAUGGAAAGAUCGUGUGGAAUUCUGCGAAACAACUUCGGGAACAAUACAUUUCACAUCAGACCAUGCUGGAGGAAUCUGAAGAAAUUCACAGCGAUCUGGACGCAAUGGCUGAGAAGUUACAGUCCCUUGCUAGCGUGUACUACACAGAAAAGAUGUUUCAGCAAGUGGCCGACCUGGGACGGGAGACCGAGGGCUUGCGGCAGGUGAUCAAAAUGCGUUCGCAGAAUCUCCAAGAUGCUGCCGAGGACAUGAGCCAGUUUGAGGCGGAGCUGAAACACCUGCAAGUUGCCUUGGAGCAAGCGCAGGCCACGCUGACUUCUCCGGAGGCCGGACGGCUCAGCCUCAAGGAGCAGCUCUCUCGUCGGCAGCACCUGCUGUGUGAGGUGGAGUCGCUGAAGCCCAAGGUCCACGCCGUGCAGGUCUGCCAGAGCGCGCUCCGGAUCCCCGAGGACGUGGUCACCAGCUUGCCGCUGUGCCACGCGGCCCUGCAGCUGCAGGAGGAGGCCAGCCGGCUGCAGCAUGCCGCCAUCCAGCAGUGCAACGUCCUGCAGGAGGCUGUGAUGCAGUAUGAACACUAUGAACAAGAAAUGCAGCACCUCCAGGAGCUGAUAGAAGGAGCUCACCGAGAGAUUGAGGACAAGCCUGUGGCCACCAGUAACAUCCAGGAGCUGCAAGCCCAGAUUGCUCAGCACGAGGAGCUGGCUCAGAAAAUCAAGGGCUACCAGGAGCAGAUCGCCGCUUUGAACUCCAAGUGCAAGAUGCUGACGAUGAAAGCCAGGAACGCCACCAUGCUGCUGACGGUGACCGAGGUGGAGGGGCUGGCGGAGGACUUGGACAGGGAGCUCCUCCCAGCCACCUCUGCCCACCCCUCCGUGGUCAUGAUGACUGCAGGUCGCUGUCACACUUUGCUGUCACCUGUCACUGAGGAGUCUGGGGAGGAGGGAACCAACAGUGAGAUUUCCUCUCCACCUGCCUGUCGUUCCCCUUCACCUGUGGCUAACACGGAAGCUUCUGUUAACCAGGACAUUGCCUAUUACGGAGCCUUGUCUGCCGAGAGGCUGCAGACAGAUGCCGCGAGGAUCCACCCCUGCCCGGUGCCGCCCCAGGACUUCUAUGGGCCAGGACUGGAGCCCUCUGCGACCGCUAAGCUGGAUGAGCUGCAGCGCUCUUGGGAGACUUUAAAGAGCAUGAUCAGUGAAAAGCAGCGCACCCUCUAUGAAGCUUUGGAGCGACAGCAGAAGUACCAGGACGCCCUGCAGUCCAACUCCGCAAAAAUGGAGGCCAUCGAGCUGAAGCUCAGCGAGAACCUGGAGCCGGGCAGGAGUCCAGAGAGCCAGAUGGCUGAGCAUCAGGCCCUCAUGGACGAGAUCCUCAUGCUCCAAGAUGAAAUCGGCGAGCUGCAGGCGUCCCUCGCAGAGGAGCUGGCGUCCGAGUCCCCCGAGUCUGACCCCGCGGAGCAGCUGGCCUUACAGUCCACCCUCACCGUGCUAGCGGAGCGGAUGUCCACCAUCAAGAUGAAAGCGUCAGGGAAGCGACAGCUUUUGGAGGAGAAGUUAAAUGACCAGCUGGAGGAACAGAGGCAGGAGCAGGCCCUGCAGAGGUAUCGCUCCGAAGUCGACAAGCUGGACCACUGGCUCUUAAGCACUAAGGCCUCUCUGGACGUCGCACUGGGUACCUCCAAGGAGCCCAUGGACAUGGAGGCCCAGCUAGUGGACUGCCAGAACAUGCUGGUGGAAAUAGAGCAGAAGGUGGUGGCCUUAUCGGAGCUCUCGGUCCACAAUGAAAACCUGCUGCUGGAGGGCAAGGCUCACACGAAGGACGAAGCCGAGCAGCUGGCUGUAAAGCUGAGGACCCUCAAGGGGAGUCUCCUGGAGCUGCAGAGGGCCCUGCAUGACAAGCAGCUUAACAUCCAGGGGACAGCGCAAGAGAAGGAGGAGAGCGACGGGGACCCAGCCGCCACCCAGAGGCCCGGCGUCCAGGACUGGCUGGCCCAGGCCCGCUCCGCGUGGGCCCACCAGCGGCAGAGCAGCCUCCAGCAGCAAAAAGAGCUGGAACAGGAGUUAGCCGAGCAGAAGAGCCUCCUCCGGUCAGUAGCCAGCCGCGGAGAGGAAAUUCUAACUCAACACUCGGCUGCGGAGACCUCCGCUGGUGCUGGUGAAAAGCCUGAUGGGUCAUCCCAGGCGUUGGGGACAGAGGGAGAGAAGGCCCCUGCCGAAGCCCAGAUGAGAGUGAAAUGGGAAAGCCUGCACCAAGAAUUUAGCACCAAGCAGAAGCGACUACAGAACACUCUGGAACAGGAAGAACAAGUGCUCUACAGCAGGCCAAAUCGGCUCCUGUCCGGCGUGCCACUAUACAAAGGGGGCGGGCAGACCCAAGACAAAUCUGCAGUGACGUCUCUGCUGGACGGAUUGAACCAGGCCUUCGAGGAGGUUUCAUCCCAGGGUGGAGGGACAAAGAGGCAGAACACUCACUUGGAACAGAAGCUGUAUGAGGGAGUCUCAGCGGCCUCCACGUGGUUGGAUGGUGUUGAGGAACGUCUGUUUGUUGCCACAGCCCUGAUCCCAGAAGAAACGGAGACCUGCCUCUUCAACCAGGAGACUCUUGCCAAAGAUAUUAAGGAAAUGUCGGAAGAAAUGGAUAAGAACAGGAACCUGUUUUCCCAAGCCUUUCCGGAGAAUGGUGACAACCGCGAUGUCAUUGAAGACACUUUGGGGUGCCUUCUGGGGAGGCUGUCCUUGCUCGACUCAGUAGUGAAUCAGCGAUGUCAUCAGAUGAAGGAGAGACUUCAGCAAAUACUAAACUUCCAGAACGAUCUGAAGGUGCUGUUUACCUCGCUGGCUGACAACAAGUACAUCACUCUGCAGAAACUGGCAAACACGUGUGAACGGCCCGUGGCGGAGCAGAUAGAGGCGAUACAACAGGCUGCCGAGGGGCUAAAGGAAUUGGAUGCAGGAAUCGCGGAACUAAAGAAGCGCGGUGACAAGUUGCAGCUUGAGCAGCCCGCCCUGCAGGAACUCUCCAAGCUCCAGGACAUGUAUGACGAACUGAUGAUGACCAUUGGCUCUCGGCGGAGUGGACUGAACCAGACCCUAGCGCUCAAGAGUCAGUACGAGAGGGCCCUGCAAGAUCUGGCCGACCUGCUGGAGACUGGACAAGAGAAGAUGGCAGGCGACCAGAAAAUGAUCGUGUCUUCCAAAGAGGAAGUCCAGCAACUACUUGACAAACAUAAGGAAUACUUCCAGGGUCUGGAAUCGCACGUGAUUUUGACUGAGACGCUUUUCAGAAAGAUAAUCAGCUUUGCAGUCCCGCAGGAGACUCAGUUCCACGCAGAAGUGAUGGCGCAGGCUUCAGCCGUCCUGAAGGGGGCUCACAAGAGGGGCGUGGAGUUGGAGUACAUUCUGGAGACGUGGUCCCGCCUGGACAGAGACCAGCAGGAGCUCAGCAGGCAGCUGGAGGCGGUGGAGGGCGGCACCCCCAGCGUGGGCCUGGUGGAGGAGAGCGAGGACAGGCUGGCCGACCGCAUCGCGCUCUACCAGCAUUUGAAAUCCAGCCUUAAUGAAUACCAGCCCAAGUUAUACCAGGUGUUAGAUGAUGGGAAACGACUCCUGAUGUCCAUUAGCUGCUCCGAGCUGGAAAGCCAGCUGAACCAGCUGGGAGAGCACUGGUUAAAUAAUACCAACAAGGUGUCCAAGGAGCUCCACAGGCUGGAAACAAUAUUGAAACACUGGACCAGGUAUCAGAGUGAGUCUGCAGCCCUAAUUCAGUGGUUACAGUCUGCGAAAGACAGGCUGGAAUUUUGGACUCAGCAAUCCGUCACAGUCCCUCAAGAACUGGAGAUGGUCCGUGACCAUCUGAACGCUUUCCUGGAGUUUUCCAAAGAAGUAGAUGCCAAAUCGUCCCUGAAGUCGUCUGUUCUGAGCACUGGAAAUCAGCUUCUUCGGUUAAAGAAAGUGGACACAGCCGCCCUGCGUUCUGAGCUGUCACACAUAGACGGCCAGUGGACUGACCUGCUGACAAAUAUUCCAGCUGUUCAGGAAAAGCUCCACCAGCUCCAAAUGGAUAAGCUCCCUUCCCGCCAUGCCAUUUCCGAGGUCAUGACCUGGAUCUCCCUCAUGGAAAACGUCAUUCAGAAGGACCAAGAGGACAUAAAACAUGCCAUAGGCUGCAAGGCAAUCAAUGAGUACCUUCAGAAAUAUAAGGGCUUUAAGAUAGACAUUAACUGUAAGCAGCUGACAGUGGAUUUUGUGAACCAGUCCGUGCUGCAGAUCAGCACUCAGGACGUGGAGAGUAAACGCAGUGACAAGACUAACUUUGCCGAGCAGCUGGGAGCAAUGAAUAAAAGCUGGCUGAUCCUGCAGGGCCUGGUAGCGGAGAAGAUCCAGCUGUUGGAAGGCUUAUUGGAAUCUUGGUCAGAAUAUGAAAAUAAUGUACAGUGUAUGAAAACUUGGUUUGAAACCCAGGAAAAGAGACUAAAACAACAACAUCGAAUCGGAGACCAGGCUUCGGUUCAGAACGCAAUGAAAGACUGUCAGGAUCUAGAAGAUCUGAUUAAAGCAAAAGAAAAAGAGGUAGAGAAGAUUGAACAAAACGGACUUGCUCUGAUCCAGAACAAGAAAGAAGAGGCCUCGGGGGCUGUCAGGAGCACGCUGCGGGAGCUCAGCCAGACCUGGGCAGAGCUGGACCACAUGGCUGGGCAGCUAAAGAUACUGCUGAGGUCCGUGCACGACCAGUGGAGCCUCCACAAGGUGGCCUAUGACGAGAUAAACAGCUGCCUCAUGGAGGCCAGAUACUCUCUUUCCCGGUUCCGCCUGCUCAUUGGCUCCUUAGAAGCUGUGCAAGUCCAGGUAGACAACCUCCAGAAUCUUCAAGAUGAUCUAGAAAAACAGGAAAAGAGCUUGCAGAAAUUCAGCUCUGUCACCGACCAACUAUUAAAAGAGUGUCACCCACCUGUGACAGAAACUCUUACCAAUACAUUAAAGGAAGUCACGAUGAGAUGGAAUAACUUGCUGGAAGAGAUCUCCGAGCAGCUGCACUCCAGCAAGGCCCUCCUGCAGCUCUGGCGGAGAUACAAGGACUACUCCACACAGUGCGCAUCCACAGUUCAGCAGCAGGCCGACCGGACCAACGAGCUCCUGAAGGCGGCCACCAACAAGGACAUCGCCGAUGACGAAGUGGCUGCGUGGAUCCAAGAUUGCAACGACCUCCUCAAAGGGCUGGGCGCAGUUAAGGACUCCCUGCUUGUCCUCCGUGAGCUGGGAGAGCAGCUCAAGCCACAAGUGGACGCUUCCGCAGCAUCGGCCAUCCAGUCAGACCAACUCUCUUUGAGUCAACACCUCUGUUCCCUAGAACAGGCCCUUUGCAAACAGCAAACUAUGUUACAGGCUGGAGUGCUUGACUAUGAGACCUUCACCAAGAGUUUAGAAGCUUUGGAGGCCUGGGUAGUGGACGCCGAAGAAAUACUCCAAGGGCAGGACCCCAGCCACUCGUCUGACCUCUCGACCAUCCAGGAAAGGAUGGAUGAGCUCAAGGGACAGAUGUUAAAAUUCAGCAGCAUGGCCCCAGAUUUAGACCGUCUGAAUGAGCUGGGCUACAGGCUCCCCCUGAAUGAUAAAGAAAUCCAAAGGAUGCAGAGUCUGAAUCGGCACUGGUCUCUGAUCUCCUCGCAGACAACCGAGAGGUUCAGUAAGUUGCAGUCAUUUUUGCUACAACAUCAGACUUUCUUGGAAAAAUGUGAGACAUGGAUGGAAUUCCUGGUUCAGACGGAGCAGAAGUUGGCAGUAGAGAUUUCCGGCAAUUAUCAGCAUCUUUUGGAGCAGCAAAGAGCCCACGAGUUGUUUCAAGCAGAGAUGUUCAGCCGUCAGCAGGUUUUGCACUCGAUCAUCACGGAUGGGCAGCGUCUUCUGGAACAAGAUCAAGUUGAUGACAGGGACGAGUUCAACCUGAAACUGACCCUCCUCAGUAAUCAGUGGCAGGGAGUGAUUCGCCGGGCCCAGCAGAGGCGAGGCAUCAUUGACAGCCAGAUCCGCCAGUGGCAGCGCUACAGGGAGAUGGCAGAGAAGCUUCGCAAAUGGUUGGUUGAAGUGUCCUACCUGCCCAUGAGUGGUCUCGGAAGUGUCCCAAUACCACUGCAGCAAGCAAGGACCCUCUUCGAUGAAGCGCAGUUCAAAGAAAAAGUGUUCCUGCGGCAACAAGGCAGCUACAUCCUGACGGUGGAGGCGGGCAAGCAGCUCCUGCUCUCUGCCGACAGCGGGGCCGAGGCCGCCUUGCAGGCCGAGCUCACGGACAUCCAAGAGAAGUGGAAGUCCGCCAGCGCGCGUCUGGAGGAGCAGAAGAAAAAACUGGCCUUCCUGCUGAAGGACUGGGAAAAAUGUGAGAAUGGAGUGGCCGAGUCUCUGGAGAAACUACGAACUUUCAAAAAGAAGCUGUCCCAGCCUCUGCCGGACCACCACGAAGAGCUCCACGCGGAGCAGAUGCGCUGCAAGGAAUUGGAAAAUGCGGUGGGGAGCUGGACAGAUGACUUGGCACAGUUGACGUUACUGAAGGACACCCUCUGCACCUGCAUCAGUGCCGAUGACAUCUCCAUCCUGAACGAACGGCUGGAGCUUCUUCAGAGGCAGUGGGAGGAACUAUGCCACCAGCUCUCCCUAAGGCGGCAGCAGGUCGGUGAGAGGCUGAACGAGUGGGCCGUCUUCAGCGAGAGGAACAAGGAGCUCUGCGAAUGGCUGACCCAGAUGGAAAGCAAGGUUUCCCAGAACGGAGACAUCCUCAUUGAAGAAAUGAUAGAGAAGCUCAAGAAGGUAUGGGACGCCUGGCUCCAUCGGUUUUCCCCUCCUAGUGUUUAG
Miniopterus natalensis is the source of this 23574-nucleotide messenger RNA. The record is from RefSeq and is a predicted model, not a curated record. NCBI's taxonomy places the organism in Eukaryota, Metazoa, Chordata, Mammalia, Chiroptera, Miniopteridae.